AUGGCAGCUACAGUUACCGCUACUAGCACAUCAGCACCAUUUCCUAAAUUGAGACGGCUGUAUCUGAAUGGGCUACCUGAGUGCGAGGAGUGGGAAUGGAAUGACUGUGAGGAGCAUAGUGAUGUGGAAACUGCCAUAGCCAUGCCUUGCCUUGAGAAACUCCAAAUCGAUAACUGCAAGCUGAGCUGUCUUCCACCGGGCCUUGCCAGCAGCAAGAGGCAUGCUCUUAGAGAACUAAACCUGUACGAGCUCACCAACCUGACACAUGUGGAGAACUUCCCUUCAGUUGUGGAACUUGACGUGUUUGACUGCCCUGAGCUCAAGAGGAUCAACGGCCUCCCCAUGUUGCAGAAGAUUAGGAUCGUUCGCUGCACAAAGCUGGAGGUUCUAGAAGGUGUCCCAGCACUCGACAGUCUUCGACUGGAGGACGCCACCAUGGACACGCUUCCGGAAUACCUGCGAGCCGUAAACCCAAGGUAUCUCGAGUUGGGUUGCAACCUGGAACUAUGCGAAUCCUCCUUAUCACCGGGUAGCUCUGAAUGGAACAAGAUCAGCCAUAUUGGAAAACGCAACAUUGGCUGGCUCGAAGAUUAA
Miscanthus lutarioriparius is the source of this 594-nucleotide messenger RNA. Lineage: Eukaryota; Viridiplantae; Streptophyta; Magnoliopsida; Poales; Poaceae. The record is from the annotation of a GenBank genome assembly.